Haliotis rufescens (red abalone) is the source of this 2347-nucleotide messenger RNA. Its product is annotated as beta-1,3-galactosyltransferase 1-like. Bases 819 to 1880 code for a protein of 353 amino acids. Gene Ontology annotation, molecular function: hexosyltransferase activity. The record is from RefSeq and is a predicted model, not a curated record. Gene Ontology annotation, cellular component: membrane. Lineage: Eukaryota; Metazoa; Mollusca; Gastropoda; Lepetellida; Haliotidae. The transcript has a single exon.
GCCAACGCUUUAACCACUAGGCUACCCGACCGCCCUAUCAUAAUAAGUAAAUCCCUAUCAUAAUAAGUACAUCCCUAUCAAUAAGUACAUCCCUAUCAAUAAGUACAUCCCUAUCAUAAUAAGUACACCCCUAUCAUAAUAAGUACACCCCUAUCAUAAUAAGUACAUCCCUAUCAAUAAGUACAUCCCUAUCAUAAUAUGUACAUCCCUAUCAAUAAGUACAUCCCUAUCAUAAUAAGUACAUCCCUAUCACUAAGUACAUCUCUAUCAAAAAGUACAUCCCUAUCAUAAUAAGUACAUCCCUAUCAUAAUAAGCUCAAACCUAGAGCAAGGCUACCUGUAGAUUUAACUUCGCUGAAUUGAAUUUGGGACCGACCUCACAGCAUGAGGUUUCAAAUUCUACAAUCUAGCUCACUGUUGUCCGCCAAACUUGAAAAACACUCUCUUAGUUGAUUUUUAUGGGUUUCCUUCAUUCUCAUCGUGUAUUCCCUCACACACUUUGACUAAUGUAGUAUCCGAAACCGAUGAUUAUACAUAUAUUAUUUCAAAAUGCCUACCAGUAAUGAUUUAGAAACAAGUUAUUUUCCAUUUAUAUUAGUUUCUGCUGUACUGCGGCCGUCAAAUCAGCUGUUUCAGUCAGAAGUGGAUAUUAUGAUUUGAAACCUUUAAUUGGCAAAUCACAAUCGAGUAUUUUCCAAAUGCAUGGACAUUCAUUCUUUGUAUUUCUAGUUUACAGGUACACAUAGUUACUAGACCACAAGGCACAUAUCUCAGAACAUGCGUCGUUGGACCUCAGCCGCACGAAUUCAAUAUCUAAAAUGGCAGUCGCCUUCAAGUACUGGAAAUUCAAGAAACGUGUUUUUUGCCUUGGCACGCUGAUACUAAUGGGUAUCUAUUACGGAGCGUUGGAGUUUCGUCAUUUGCAAUACCGUACACAGGAGAGGUAUCUUGCAGGCAGGCUUCAUUUAAGACCUCAGCUGGAAAAGAAAAGAUUCGUCAACCUUUAUUUCCAGAAACUGCUGAAUCUGAUCAUGACUUGGUUCAUUAUCAAGAACGAUAAUCAAUUGGACAAACUGUUGAACAAACAUAGCUUCGUGUUUGGUUUGAAUUCGAGACAGUGUCUCAAUGUUUCUAUCGGUGUUUUGAUUGUUGUACAUUCUGAUCCCAGCAAUGUUGAGAAACGAAGUGUUAUACGAAACACAUGGGGAUCAGUGACCACGUUUAGAAAUAUGCCAGUUGUGUGUGUGUUCAUGAUGGGAGAACGAAACAACAUUCAACAAGAAAUUGUCCAAGAGUCCAUAUUGUUUGGAGACAUUGUUCAAGGGAAUUUUAAAGACAGUUACAAGAACUUAACGUAUAAACAUAUAAUGGCUCUUCAUUGGGUAACUACUCAAUGUCAUGACGUGAGAACUAUUGUCAAAAUUGACGAUGACGUGUUUGUCAAUAUUUUCAAAUUGGUAAACUUUUCGCUAACUACUGGACACUUGCACAACAGUUUGUACUGCACAGUUUUACAGACUGGUCGGCCAUUUCGAAAAGAAGGAAAAUGGAUUACCAGUAGGGAGGAAUAUCCUUUCGAAUUUUUCCCCACUUACUGUGAAGGUAUGGCCUAUAUUUUAUCAGUGGAUGAAGCGAAAAGGUUGACAAAAGCGUCUGAAAAUACGCGAUUUUAUUGGAUAGAUGAUGUUUACGUCACAGGUAUUCUUGCACACAAGGCUGGAAUUGGUCACACACAAUUCGAAGAUUUACAUACAUCGUUUCGAGCUCCAUCAUUAGAAAGCUGCAGUGAAGGUUUGAAUAUGAACGCAAUGUUCUAUCAUGAAUUAAAGAAUUGGACGUUGUUAUGGCGGAUGUGUUUUGACAAAAACGUUAACCUGUAACGAGUAUAUAUAGUCAUGUGGUAUAAGUUCCAACACCAAUGCACCUUUUGCAUCAUGGCUUUUCCUUGAAAUGCUUAAUAUUCUCCGAAAAAUCCCAGUGAGAAUACUCAUGACAGUAUUAUUCAUGUUUCAUUAUAUUACAUCAUACAGUAUUUUUUUUUCAUUUACAAACGUUUGAAGGAAAAGUAAAUACACGCAUAUAUUUAGAUAAUUGCAUGUCGCUGUUUAUUUGUAUAUAAUGGGACAGAAAUCAUAAUGAUAUUAAUACACUUUUUACACAUUUAUUUGUCUGAUGAUCCUCUUGUGAAGCAUGUCAAGACUCAUGAUGAAAACAAGGCAUUCCACAGUUUGCUUAAACGAGUCAAGGAUAUGGGGCAUAAUCUCAAUGUCAUUGUUUAUUUUGUUGAUGGUUCUGUACUGCUGACGGUAAGGAAAUAAAAUGUCAACCAAGCGAGAUGCGAUAUCAA